Messenger RNA from Kalmanozyma brasiliensis GHG001, 1491 nucleotides. RefSeq names its product Inorganic polyphosphate/ATP-NAD kinase, predicted. The coding region runs from base 1 to 1491 and encodes 496 amino acids. Gene Ontology annotation, molecular function: NAD+ kinase activity. Gene Ontology annotation, biological process: NAD+ metabolic process; NADP+ biosynthetic process. The record is from RefSeq and is a predicted model, not a curated record. The transcript has a single exon. Lineage: Eukaryota; Fungi; Basidiomycota; Ustilaginomycetes; Ustilaginales.
AUGGCAGCGCCAAGUAGGGCCUCGACCAAGGUGCUUGCGACGACUGCCGAGCUCAUCAACGGCCUGCACAGCAAAACUCCACUCAGAGCGACAGUAAGGCUUGCGACCUCAUCGCAGACUCGACCGCUCCCGACUGCGUGUCCAAGACGCUGGCAGAGCUCGUCAAGCUCAGCAAUACCUCUCAAGGCUAGAUCAUUCACCUCUGCAAUUUCGGCUCGUGCUGCCGAGAAGCGACCCGAAACAUCACGCCCAACACUCGCCGACCUGCCGGACAAAGUGGACGUCUCCGUCGGCCCUGCCGGUCGUCUAUCCAAAGUCAUCCCAGCCCGCAGUGGCUCCAAGAUCACCACUCGAGUCGGCAGCAGCUAUGCUGGCACACACACAUUCUCCUGGGAAUCUCCACCCUCGAACGUCCUCAUCGUCAAGAAAGCCCGAGAUACUCGAGCGACCAAAGCCAUGUCCCGUAUCAUCAAGCAUAUCCGCGAAGAGUACCCUUCGCUCAACAUCAUCCUCGAGCGGCAGGUGAUCGAUUCGAACGACGGCGAUCUUGCCAGCACGUAUCCGGAGCUGAUCUCGGCCGAUGCGGGGGAGAAGACGUUGUUGGCGCAAAAGACGGAUUUCAUCAUCACGCUCGGAGGGGAUGGGUCGAUACUGCACGUCUCGAGUCUGUUCGAUCGGGACGCGGUGCCGCCCGUGCUCAGCUUUUCGAUGGGCACACUCGGCUUUCUGCUGCCGUACGAUAUCAGUGGGUAUAGAGAGGCGGUGAAGGAUAUGGUGGAGGGGAACGUGAGUCUGCUCUUGCGCAUGCGGUUGAGGCAGACGAGCCACCGGUCGGACGGCGAGACGUUCUGUCAGGUGGAGGAUCAACGGUCCGGUGGGGGCUGCUAUGACGUGCAUCUGAUGAACGAAGUAACUCUUCAUCGCGGUCGAGAGCCACACAUGACAAAGAUCGACGCGUAUGUUGACGGUCAGCAUCUCACACAGGCGAUCUCGGACGGACUCAUCAUUGCGACGCCCACCGGGUCCACUGCGUACUCUCUCUCGGCAGGCGGUCCCAUCGUCCAUCCAUCCGUGCAGAGUCUGGUGCUCACCCCGAUCUGCCCGCGAUCGCUCAGCUUCAGGACCGUCCUGCUUCCAAGCGACUCGGUGAUCCAGCUCAAGAUCUCGGACGACUCGCGCUCGCCCGCGGAACUCACCGUCGACGGUAGGAUAUCCAAGCUCCUCCAGCCCGGAGAGUAUCUGCAGGUGUCGAUGAGCCCGUUUCCCAUUCCCUGUGUCAGUCGCAAAUGGUCCGACGAGCAACCUCCGCCGAACACUCUUUCGACCGCGGCGAGCUCGCCGGCACAGAUGGCAGACCCAGGGGAAAAGUACUCGGACCGAGGCGAGGACGAUUGGGUGCGCGAUAUCAAUACGCUGCUCAAGUUCAAUGCUAGUUUCGGCGGAAGGGGUACGCUCAGUGGCAAUGGCGGAUUCGAAGAGGACGAGGAGUAG